Molecule: messenger RNA, 1693 nt
Organism: Diprion similis
Lineage: Eukaryota; Metazoa; Arthropoda; Insecta; Hymenoptera; Diprionidae
Product: G-protein coupled receptor Mth2-like
Exons: 6
Coding region: 32-1573 (513 amino acids)
Biological process (GO): G protein-coupled receptor signaling pathway; cell surface receptor signaling pathway
Cellular component (GO): membrane
Molecular function (GO): G protein-coupled receptor activity
Source: RefSeq, a predicted model, not a curated record
ACCAGAAGAUACACUUUUAAAAGCAGUGAAAAUGUUUCGACUUUCGUUCAUCAUCCUAGCCGCUAGUUUCUGCACUGAAAUAUCUGUAUCCUUGGCUGACGAGCCGGUGAUUAUACCUUUCAACCUGACGACUUUUGGCGGCGACAUCGAGAGGAUUCAGUCGCUCCACAAUAAAAGUUGGCCUCUAGUUGGAAAAUGCUGUCCGCUUGGCCAGCUCUAUCGUAUUAACAGCGAUGAUAAUCCGGCUAAUAAUCGAUGCGAAGACCCCCGACCGAACGAGAAAUUCGAGUACACACCGUUGUUCAGCGACUUCAAUCAAUCCGGACUGCUGGUUCCCGGACUCAGUCAACCACAAUUCAUCGCGGUCAUCGGAAUACCUUGCCGAUAUGGAAAGUACAUAUUGGACCCGUCGAUGUCAUCGGAGGACGAGUAUCACCUGAUGGUGAACGGGAGCGUUUUCACACCGCUAAACGACGUGCGGAUGCUUCAACCUGGUCAAGACUACUGCAUGGAGCUCGUGCCCGAUGGAAGUUUGGUCGUCAUGGGCUGCUUCCAGCCAGAUUUUACAGCAAUAGUUACAGCGGACACGCGGCUCGCUAUGUACGCAGUCGGCCUCCUGAUCUCGGUGCCAUUUCUCCUGGCGACGAUCGUCUCGUACCUGAUAACACGGCAGAUCCGCGAUGUACACGGCAUGAAUUUAUGCUGCUAUUCCGGAUGUCUCGCGAUGGCUUUUCUCACCCUGGCGAUACUCCAGCUCAGCGGACAGUCGUUCGAUCAGAACGCUUGCGUCUCUGCAGCCUUCGUCAUACAGUUCUCCUUCAUCGCCUGCUUCUUUUGGCUCAACGCUAUGACCGUCGAAACUUGGCGACUUAUUCGAGAGUACAAGGCAGGCUCCGCUUGUCUCACUGGUCAACGCAGUUCGACUCGAUCCUAUAGAGUUUUCUUCUUCUAUUCGAUUUGGGGAUGGGGAUUGUCCGCCGUUCUCAUCGUCGUUUCCUUGGCUCUGGAUCUCAACCCGACGAUACCGUGGACCUACGUGAAAAGAUCGGGAAACGAGCAGCCGAGCUGCUGGUUUGGAUUGGACACGUACUCACUUCCGUACUUUUACGUACCGGUUGGCAUCCUGGUCUUCUUAAACACAACGCUCUUCGUAAUGGCUGGUAUAAAAAUGGCCCAGAUCCAGCGAGAAUUGGACCGAAACCGCGUGGCGCGUAACAGCGAGUCUGACCGUUGCGAUCGCAGAGUUUUCAAGGAGUUGAGGCUCACCUUCUUCUUCACGCUCGUCCUCUUCCUGAUACUGGUUGUCAACUGGUCAAUGGAACUGGUGUCAAUGCUCACGGAGAGCAACGCCUUCGCCUGGUCGAUAUUAGACCUGGUUAACGCCCUCCAGGGCCUCCUGGUCUUCGGUCUCUUCGUCCUCAGACCAGCGGUCCGCAUCCUUGUGUGGCGCAGGAUAAAGGAACUCGUUAGUAUCGGUUCCGAGUUCGAAUCUGACGACGACAGGGUGAACGAGAUGACCCUCCUAUCGUCCGUCAAGAACGGCACGAAUUCGACGAGGAUCGUAACUCAGUGACAUCCCUAAAUGGUAGAAACCCUUAGGUGAUUAGUGGAUGCGACUGCCAAUUAAUGCCUUAGAUGUACUUAUAUACUUAAUUAAAAUUCAUACCACAAUCACGACGGAAGGAUUUGGUAU